Messenger RNA from Cynara cardunculus var. scolymus (artichoke), 1174 nucleotides. Its product is annotated as cationic peroxidase 1-like. Bases 44 to 1015 code for a protein of 323 amino acids. The transcript is spliced from 4 exons. The record is from RefSeq and is a predicted model, not a curated record. Gene Ontology annotation, biological process: response to oxidative stress; hydrogen peroxide catabolic process. Gene Ontology annotation, molecular function: heme binding; peroxidase activity. Lineage: Eukaryota; Viridiplantae; Streptophyta; Magnoliopsida; Asterales; Asteraceae.
AGAACCUUUCUUUCCCAAACAUCUACUACUUCUUGAAGUUGUCAUGCUCAUGGCUUUAUCAUCCUUUUCUUCUUUGUUUAAGCUUUCAGCUUUUACAUUAUGCCUAUCGAUUCUGGUUGAGAGUUCUUCAGGUCAGCUAUCAACAAGUUUCUAUUCUACAACGUGCCCUAACUUUCGUUCAGUAAUAACAAGAGCAGUGAAUGCAGCCGUAUCAAAGGAAGCUCGCAUGGGAGCUUCGUUGCUUCGCCUUCAUUUCCAUGAUUGUUUUGUUAAUGGAUGUGAUGCUUCGGUGUUGUUGGACGAUACUGCCAAUUUUAUCGGAGAAAAAACAGCUGGUCCAAAUAACAAUUCGUUGAGAGGAUUCGAGGUGAUUGAUACUAUUAAAACCCAGUUGGAGCGCAUGUGCCCUGGUGUCGUUUCAUGUUCAGAUAUAUUAUCUGCUGUUGCUCGAGAUUCGGUUGUUACUCUUGGUGGGCCAAGUUGGAAUGUUUUAUUUGGUAGACGAGACUCGACAAAAGCGAACUUAAAUGCUGCAAAUUCUAACCUCCCUUCACCAGAUUCAAGUCUUAGUGCUCUCAUCUCAACUUUUUCAAACAAAGGUUUCACUGUUAAUGAAAUGGUUGCUCUAUCAGGAGCUCAUACAAUUGGUCAAGUAAGGUGCUCGGUGUUCCGUAAACGUCUCUACAACGAUAACAACAUCAAUUCAUCGUUUGCGACAUCAUUAAGAGCACAUUGUCCAUCGAGCGGUGGUGACGAUAAUCUCUCACCACUAGAUGCUUCACCUGCAUCUUUCGACAACAGAUACUUCAAUAAUUUGAUCAACCAAAGAGGAUUAUUACAUUCGGACCAAGAGCUAUUCAACGGCGGUUCAACAGAUGCACAAGUUAGGAUCUAUGCAUCGAAUCGGGCUACUUUCUCAAGAGACUUUGCAAAUGCGAUGGUGAAGAUGGGCAAGAUUAGCCCUUUAAUUGGCUCGAAUGGUCAAGUUAGGACCAAUUGCAGAAGAACCAAUUAACAUCCUUUCAUUAGGAACAAGAAAAUGCCUAUAAAACCUUAUUUAUAGAACUAAAAUAUCAAAAAGUGUCUUCCUUUUUCAGUUAUGUUGUUUCCUUGAAAAGCUUGAAAUGUAAUUUGGGAAGACUGUCAUGUUCAAAUAAAGACAGUUUGCAAUUGU